Amaranthus tricolor (Joseph's coat) is the source of this 2709-nucleotide messenger RNA. RefSeq names its product histone deacetylase 15. Gene Ontology annotation, cellular component: histone deacetylase complex. The record is from RefSeq and is a predicted model, not a curated record. The coding region runs from base 219 to 1958 and encodes 579 amino acids. Gene Ontology annotation, molecular function: histone deacetylase activity. Gene Ontology annotation, biological process: chromatin organization. NCBI's taxonomy places the organism in Eukaryota, Viridiplantae, Streptophyta, Magnoliopsida, Caryophyllales, Amaranthaceae. The transcript has 18 exons.
UAUUGUGAAAAGCAUUAGUGAUUUCUAAAGAAAAAAAUGAUUUAAUUCAUUGAAAUUAAUUAAAACAAAAAGUAACUCAAUAUUUCGGCCGUCGUGCCAGACGCUGUAAUCAGUCUUCUGUUUUCAUCCUUUCGCCUUCUUCAUCGACUCCGUCUCUCCUGGUAUUGGUCAAUGUAAGACGACUGUUGGAGGUGGUGGUGCUUAACAUUGAUUGCAAAAUGAUCUCCAAACCAGUUGAGGUUGUUCAUUCUGUGGAUGAUAUGGUGGAAAGGCUAUGCCUAAAUGGAACUGAUAAAAUUGUGCACAAGGAACUAAAUGGAAGACUUGGGAAUGUGGAGGUUAUGAGAGCUGAUGCAAAUGGCAGGGAAGGAAAUAUAUCAGCAGUGUCUAUGGAAGGCAGUUCUCAUGAUGAAUAUAAAAAGGCAAACCACCGUAGAGAAUUGACACUGGAAGAUAUCUGCAACAAUCCAAAUGACUUAGAAGAUGAUGACGAUGAUGAUAGUGAUUGGGAGCCGUUAUUGGAACAUUUGGCAAUUAGAAAGUGGUUUUGCACAAAUUGCACAAUGGUUAACCUUGAUGGUAUGCUCUUUUGUGAGGCUUGUAAGGAGCACAAGGAAUCUGGGAUCCUUGAGCAUGGUUUUUUUGGUUCACCUACUUCACAAGCGGCUGCUCUUACUCAAGUUGAGUCAGAUGUUUUAAAAAGAUACACAGAAUCUGUCUCUGAUAUUGCAGCUGCUGGGUGUUACACUGCUAUAGGGUUUGAUGAGAGGAUGUUAUUGCACUCAGAAGUUGUAAUGAAGUCCCAUCCUCAUCCAGAAAGGCCUGAUCGUCUACGAGCAAUUGCUGCUAGCCUUUCCAAAGCAGGAAUAUUUCCUGGAAAAUGUCGUCCUAUUGCUGCAAGAGAAAUAACUAAAGAAGAACUCUUAAAGGUACAUUCCGUGGAGCACAUUGAAGCUGUUGAACACACUGAGAAAAUGCUUUCUAGCUAUUUCACUCCAGACACAUAUGCAAAUCAACAUUCAGCAGAAGCUGCAAGGCUUGCUGCUGGUUUAUGUGCGGACCUUGCAGCAGAAAUCUAUUCUGGACGUGUCAAGAAUGGAUUUGCCUUGAUUCGCCCCCCUGGCCAUCAUGCUGGUGUGCAUCAGUCCAUGGGUUUCUGCCUUCACAAUAAUGCCGCUGUUGCUGCAUUAGCUGCUCAAGUUGCUGGUGCUAAGAAGGUCUUGAUUGUGGAUUGGGAUGUGCACCAUGGAAAUGGUACACAGGAAAUAUUUGAAAAGAACAAAACGGUGUUGUAUAUUUCAUUACAUAGACAUGAGGGAGGCAAUUUCUAUCCUGGAACUGGCUCAGCUCUUGAGGUUGGUACCAUGGGUGCUGAAGGUUAUUGUGUGAAUAUUCCUUGGAGCCGUGGUGGAGUUGGUGACAAUGAUUACAUUUUUGCAUUUCAGCAUAUUGUGAUUCCUAUAGCCCAGGAGUUUGCUCCUGAUUUCACUAUAAUAUCAGCUGGAUUUGAUGCAGCAAGAGGAGAUCCACUUGGUGGUUGUGAUGUCACACCUGCGGGUUAUGCAUGCAUGACUCACAUGUUGAGCUCACUCGCUGGGGGAAGGAUGCUUGUUAUACUAGAGGGCGGCUAUAAUCUGCGUUCAAUUUCAUCAUCUGCCACAGCUGUAAUUAAGGCUUUGCUUGGGGAAAACCUUGAAAAUCAAUGUAUUGGUGUCUCCCCUUCUGCAGCUUGCAUGCAGACUGUCUUGGAAGUUUUAAAAAUUCAGACAAACUUUUGGCCAGGCCUCAGUUCCAACUUCUCACAAUUGCAAUCAUGCUGGGAAUCAUACUUGCUUGGAAACAAACGUAAAAUGAAGAAAAAGAAACUUCGAGCUGUAGUACCACCCGUGUGGUGGAAAUGGGGCAAAAAGAGGUUUCUUUAUAAUCUCUAUUGCCGGAGAUCUUUUGUAAAAUCCUAAUUAUUUUAGCAGUGAUCUUAGUGUAAUAUUAACCCCCCCAACUGUUGGUAGGAUGUGUUAAUUUAACUUCUUUUAGAGCAUAUAUGAGGCUAGAUAGCUUUGAAGUUUAUUUUCUUAGAUUCACUCGUCUGUGUGUCCUCAUUUCAUCAUCGCUCGGUAGCUAGUUCAUGUGCUGCAUUUGAAUAGAAGUGAUAUCUUUUUAAGUUAAAUAUGGCGGAAAUGGAUUCAUAAGCUUGUUGAACACUCGUAACAGAUGGUCAAGCUCGUUCUUUUUACCCUUUAUAUCCCAUGGGACUAGGGAGGGCAAGCUAGAACCAUAUUUAACCUAAAAAAGAUGUCCGAUUGUUAUAGUUCAAAAUUAUAGGUGUGAAAUGUGAUCUCUCCUUUGCCAUCUAGGAAUCAUUGAACAUGGUAGAUAACCAAACAAUUAAUUUGAAAAUUUUAAGAGGCAGUCAUAAUUAGUGGUAAUGGAAAUAAUUUUUAGUGUAAAUUUUUAAAAUAUCUACUAUGUUAUUUUUGUAGUGAUGAAAGUUUCAUCCACAAUCAAGUGUUUUCCUUCACGAGUUUUUAUUACCAUUUAAUAACACAUUUUAAAUGACAAAAAUUUGUGAAAGAUUCAUUUUUUUUUAAAGAAACACAAGUUAUCAUCAUCAUCAUACCUCGUGUAUCCUGUCCAUAGAAAACUAUAGCUAGAGUUUGGAGAGGAAAUGAUGGCGGCAACUCCAACCCAUGACGGAGAGCACGCUAAAGA